Messenger RNA from Trichoderma gamsii, 510 nucleotides. RefSeq lists its product as hypothetical. The record is from RefSeq and is a predicted model, not a curated record. Lineage: Eukaryota; Fungi; Ascomycota; Sordariomycetes; Hypocreales; Hypocreaceae. The transcript is spliced from 2 exons. The coding region runs from base 1 to 510 and encodes 169 amino acids.
AUGUCACGGAAUAUUCACAACCUUGUUAUUGAGUGCAGAAUGAUCCUUGACUCACUUUCCGGGCGUUUCAAGUCAACAUAUGGCAACAAGUUCAGGAAAAUGACCCAUGAAGACAAAAGCAGUAGCUCGAAACUGGGCACUGCUGAGAUUGAAAGGAGCUUCAAUGCCUGGAUCGACAACACUGGCGCUCUCGCGGACGAUCCCAGCAGAUCCCUCGAUACGCGCCUGCACGCUCACCGCGAUAUCAAGGAGAUGGUCGUGGAUUUGCUUCAAAUGCUCGUCAGGAAUCUUGUAUAUCUUGACAACCCCGAUAGUGUCAAGCCAAAUGGCCCGAGCGAGGAUGGUUUGGAAGACGAAGCCAGGGAUGCGAUCCAGAUGGCUGUCGGCGAACUUCACUUCAUGGCAACUGUCAUCCGCAGGUCUUCGUUACGCAGUCACGAGGACAGCCUCUCGCCUCAUUUCCACCGGGAUGAUGACAGUUAUUUCUCGGAGCAGGCCUGUCUACUAUAA